AGAAAGCUGGGCCGUAUCACGUGUGCAUCACGUGGAGACAGACUUACAUGACAGCUGGAGCUAGGGUCAGAGAGAAAAAAACGCAGAAAGCGCGGGAAGUAUCAAUAUCGAAAGUCAGAUUUCAGGUCUGGUGGUCAAUCUCGACGUUGGUUGAAAGAUACGCGAAUUGAAUUGAUGAUUGAAUAAGUUCCAGAGCCGCGCCGUCCUCGAUGAUUUUAGCGUUUGCCGGGAAAGAGUUUCACCGUUCCGGCGCAAGUCUUCAAAGCCCUCCAGAAACUCUUCUGCAGUUUCGUACGGCGUUCAUAGAAUCAACAUGGCGGACAAACUUCGUGCCCAGCAGCAGCUCGAGGCUCUGCAAGCUCGAUACGUUGGAACUGGGCAUGCCGAUACGACUAAAUUCGAAUGGACAAGUAACAUCCAGCGAGACAGCUAUGCCAGUUAUGUUGGACAUCCACCUCUAUUGAGCUACAUGGCUAUUGGUAUGGGAGAGUGCAAGGAGAAGGUGCGGGCUCAAAUGAUUGAGAAAAUGAUACAACCUGUUGGGAAGCCGCCGGAGGUUCAGGACUGAAAAGACAUGGGACAGUCGGUAGCUGCAUUUAUUUCAGAUCGUGGGGAAGCAGGACCAAAUCUGAUGCUUGCUGAGACUUGAGUCCGUCAUGAAGGACCUUUCCGUAGAGCAUACCGAUUAGUUGCAGCAGCAUUUGGCAGCAGAAAGCGAGCUGCGAAGGUGCCACAGAAUACCAACAAUUCAAUCACCAUGAAGCCACAAAAAUUUGGUACAAAUCGAGUUGCAU
Mollisia scopiformis is the source of this 794-nucleotide messenger RNA. RefSeq names its product splicing factor 3B, subunit 5. Gene Ontology annotation, cellular component: precatalytic spliceosome; U2 snRNP. Bases 314 to 568 code for a protein of 84 amino acids. The record is from RefSeq and is a predicted model, not a curated record. NCBI's taxonomy places the organism in Eukaryota, Fungi, Ascomycota, Leotiomycetes, Helotiales, Mollisiaceae. Gene Ontology annotation, biological process: mRNA splicing, via spliceosome. The transcript is spliced from 3 exons.